Helobdella robusta is the source of this 1062-nucleotide messenger RNA. RefSeq lists its product as hypothetical. Gene Ontology annotation, cellular component: membrane; Golgi apparatus. Gene Ontology annotation, molecular function: zinc ion transmembrane transporter activity. The transcript has 9 exons. Bases 1 to 1062 code for a protein of 353 amino acids. Gene Ontology annotation, biological process: zinc ion transport; transmembrane transport; intracellular zinc ion homeostasis. The record is from RefSeq and is a predicted model, not a curated record. Lineage: Eukaryota; Metazoa; Annelida; Clitellata; Rhynchobdellida; Glossiphoniidae.
AUGUUGCCGAUCCACGCUGACGACAAACCGUACAAGCCCGGCUUCCGGAUCAAGGAACGUAUCUCCGGCUGGAUCAGGUUAAUCUUCUCAGAUGCUGGUUCAAGAAAUUUAUUUCUUUUCCUACUGCUCAACUUGAGUAUGGCUUUUGUGGAACUUAUGUAUGGAAUCUGGACCAACAGUUUAGGAUUAAUAUCAGACUCAUUCCACAUGUUCUUCGACUGUACAGCACUCCUGGCUGGUCUGGCCGCCUCGUUGAUCGCUAGGUGGCGACCAAACAGCAAAUAUCCUUACGGGUAUGUAAGAGCUGAGAUAAUAGCAGGAUUUGUGAAUGGACUUUUCCUGCUCUUCAUUGCGUUCUUCAUAUUCUCAGAGGCCGUAGAGCGCAUGUUUGAACCGCCUGAAAUCCACCACGAACGACUUUUCCUAAUCUCAGUACUCGGCUUCUUAGUCAACUUGAUUGGCAUUUUUGCAUUCCAACAUGGCGGCUCCCACCACGGCCACUCACACGGAGGCGGGGGGCACGGACAUUCUCACGGGGGUCACGGCCACUCACAUGGGGGUGGUGGAGGUCAUGGACAUUCUCACGGAGGUCAUGGUCACUCACAUGGAGGUCAUGGUCACUCUCAUGAUAGUAACAGUGUCUUCCUGCACAUCCUGGCUGAUACGCUUGGUAGUGUGGGCGUCAUCAUUUCAUCCAUCCUCAUCCAUUUUUUCGGAUGGAUGAUUGCUGAUCCCAUCUGCUCCAUGUUCAUUGCUGUCCUUAUCGGCCUCAGCGUCAUACCCUUAAUUGGCGAAUCAAUGGCGGUGCUGAUGCAGAGGCAGCCUAAAGAGUUGGACGAUCUUCUGCCUGGAUGUUUCCAUAGGGUGAGUCAACUCGAGGGGGUGUACAGCGUGCAAGAGCCUCAUUUCUGGACGCUCUGUAGCGACGUCUACAUAGGAGCCGUCAAGCUGGAGGUGGCCCAAGGGGCUGACAACAAGUACAUCCUCAGUCAGACACACAACAUCUUUGCUGCCGCCGGAGUUAAACAGCUAUACGUACAGAUCGAUCACACAUCCAUCUGA